Trichogramma pretiosum is the source of this 2310-nucleotide messenger RNA. RefSeq names its product ankyrin-3-like. Bases 129 to 2114 code for a protein of 661 amino acids. Lineage: Eukaryota; Metazoa; Arthropoda; Insecta; Hymenoptera; Trichogrammatidae. The record is from RefSeq and is a predicted model, not a curated record. Gene Ontology annotation, molecular function: protein binding. The transcript has a single exon.
AGUGUAAACAAAGAAAUAUCGCAGUGAGUUGCAGCAUCAAGAGGCUGUUGUGCAAAAAAAGUGAAAAACAUCUUCCUCGAUAAGAAAUCGUGUCUCUGUGUGAAGUUCGAGUGCGCAUACAAGUCACGAUGACCUCGACCAACGACGCAUCAGUCGAGCUCGUGCAAGAAGCGGAUAACGACUCGUCGCUACACUCGACCCUGGACAGCGGCGACAAAGAAAAGGUCGAGUCGCUUCUGAGAAACGGCGCAGACCCGAACAUAACCAACGAACAGGGAUUGACUCCUCUGCACGUAAUUUGCAAUAAUCUCGGCGAGGAUGACGUCGACUUGAUGGAUCUGUUCUUUCGAAUCAACGAAGAAUUGAAUCGGCCGGUGCAGCUCGACGCGCAGAACAAAGAGGGUAACUCGGCACUACACUUGGCUGUGAUUCGAGGCAACAAAAAGGCAAUCGAAUUACUGCUGAGACGAGGCGCUCGUUCGAAUCUUGCCAAUGCAGAGGGUUUGACUCCUCUGCUAUUAAUUUGCAAGAUUUACCACGAUGCCGACGACGACGAGGACGACGAGGAAAACGACGACGAUAACGAAAGCUUGGCGGAGAUGUUCUUCAGGAUCAACGAAGAAAAACAUCAGCUUGUGCAGGUGAACGUCCAAGACAACCAGGGCAACACACCUUUGAUCUUGGCUAUGGAUAGAGGCGACGAAAACUUGAUGGAAUUGCUGCUGAGACGAGGCGCAGAUCCAAAUACGACCGACAAAGAAGGUUCGAGUCCUCUGCACGUCAUUUGCAACCGAGCCGAUUACGGCGAAGACGACGACGUCGGCUUGAUCAAGUCGUUCUUCAAGAUCAACCAAGAAUUGAAUCGAUCGGUGCUGGUCGACGUCCGGGACGAGCAAGGCAGAACCCCGUUGCACUUGGCCCUGUGGUGGGGCCUCAAGAGGAUCGCCAAAUUUCUGCUGAGACGAGGGGCGGAUCCGAACUCCGUCGACGAGAAGGGAUCGACGCCCCUGCACAACAUCUGCGAUUCGAGCAACACGGACCUGCUGAGGAUGUUCUUCAGGAUAAACGACGAAUUGAAUCAACGGGUGGAAAUCAACGUUCGGGAUAACAAGUCGGGCAACACACCGCUGCACGAGGCUCUGGAAUGGGGCGGCAAGGAGAAUCCCAGAAUGCUGCUGGAAAGGGGCGCCGACAUAAACUUGACCAACGACCAGGGCUGGUCCGCUCUGCACGUAGUUUGCAUGAGAUCGGAGGGCGACGACGAUCAAGUACCGCAGAUGUUUUUCGAGAUGACCGAAGGCCUGCAACAAUCCGUUCGAGUCAAUGCUCAGGACAACGAGGGUAACACGCCGUUGAACUUUGCUUUGCAACGCUACGAUAAGAAGACCGCCGAAUUGAUGCUGAGACGAGGAGCCGACCCGAAUUUGGUCAACGCCGAAGGAUCGACGGCUCUGCACGUAAUUUGCAGGUAUUACAGGCACGCCGAUGUCCUGACGAAGAUGUUGCUCGAGAUCUGCGACGAAUUGAAUCGACCGGUGCAGCUCGAUGCCCUGGACAAAUCGGGCCGGACACCUCUUCAGUGGGCCGUGUUGAACAUCUCGGCCGAUGCAGUAGAUGUACUCCUGGAUCACGGCGCCGACCUUUCCAAAUUCGUUUUCCCCACCGCGGACGAAUUCUGCGAGGUACUCAAGGAGCGACACCACAAACACUGGCUCAUUUCCGAUCUGGAGCUGCUGACCAACACUCUGGAAGUCGUGGAACGCCUCGCGGACCGAGGAUACGUGCUGGAACGAAGCGACGCACUGACGAUCAUGGACGUGUUGAAAGAGCGCGGAUUGCUCAAGAAGUCGGCGGGUUUCGAGGGGCGCUGGUGCGAGGAGGACGAGUUCGUGAAAAAGGGCAACUACGUGAUGAUGAACAUCGCGGGUCUGUCGUUCUACGACUCGACGAGGUGCGUUUACGAGAAAUUGGCGAGAACGUUUUGCCAGCCGUGGGCGCUGGAAUCUUUCAUGAAGCUGACGGGAUGUCGACUGCCGAUUUUGUGCUGCGAGAUGAUCGUCGAUUACGUGAAUAACGAAGAUUUACGGAACAUUUGCUUGGCGGACACAGAUUAGAGCUCGUGAUGGUUCGUUGACUUUUGUAAAACAUUACUUCAGAUAAGUGAUAUUUUUCAUUAAUACAAAAAAUUACAAUUAUGUAAUCUUAUUAUAACGAUUUAUGUUUUAUUAAAUUUAUGGGUGACGCUGUCAUAGCCCUUUAAAAUAAUUUUUGUUUUAGAUUAAGAGUUACAAUUACAAUAAAUAUAAUAAU